Ustilaginoidea virens is the source of this 1128-nucleotide messenger RNA. RefSeq lists its product as uncharacterized. NCBI's taxonomy places the organism in Eukaryota, Fungi, Ascomycota, Sordariomycetes, Hypocreales, Clavicipitaceae. Gene Ontology annotation, cellular component: cytosol. The transcript has 3 exons. Gene Ontology annotation, biological process: translational initiation. Gene Ontology annotation, molecular function: protein-folding chaperone binding. The coding region runs from base 1 to 1128 and encodes 375 amino acids. The record is from RefSeq and is a predicted model, not a curated record.
AUGGUCAAGGAAACGAAGCUUUACGACACCUUGGGUGUCAAACCCGAUGCUAGUCAGGACGAGAUUAAGAAAGGAUAUAGAAAAGCAGCUUUGAAAUGGCACCCUGAUAAAAACAAGGACAACGCAAGUGCAGCUGAAAAGUUCAAAGAAUGCUCUCAAGCCUACGAGAUUCUGUCCGAUCCCGAGAAACGCAAAGUCUACGAUCAGUAUGGCCUCGAGUUUCUUCUGAGAGGAGGAGCUGCACCUCCUCCCGAUGGUGCUGCUGGCGGUUUCCCGGGCGGCGGCAUGCCUGGGGGUGGGUUCGGCGGGUUUGACUUUGGGGGCGGUGGCAUGCCUGGCGGGACUCGAACCUUCCACUUCAGCACGGGAGGUGGCCAAGGCGGCGGGUUCAACUUCCAUAAUCCCGAUGAUAUCUUUGCUCAAUUCAUGAAGCAACAAGGCGGCGGUUUUGGCGGCAUGGCUGGGGGCGGCGACGACGACUUUGGCGACGUCUUUUCGUCAUUCGCCGGUGGCAGAUCAGGUGGUGGCCGGCCCGGCCGCACUAGAAUGAGAUCGUCUGGCGCUGGGGAGCCGAGGCAACGCGAACACACGCCAGAGAUUACCACGGUAGAGCGACCUCUGCCCCUCACCCUGGAGGAGCUGUUCAACGGCGUCACCAAGAAGAUGAAGAUUAAACGAAAGACGUUUGACGAAGCCGGUAAACGGGUGCAGACGGAUCAGAUCCUAGAGGUGCCCAUCAAGCCUGGGUUGAAGAAGGGCUCAAAGAUCAAGUUUAACGGCGUUGGCGACCAGGUCGAGGGCGGUCGACAGGAUUUGCACUUUAUAGUAGGAGAGAAAGAGCAUCCUCUCUUCAAGCGAGAAGACAACGAUCUUGUCCACACCGUCGUUCUGGACUUGAAGGAAGCAUUGACUGGAUGGAAGCGGACUGUGACGACGAUUGAGGGCAAGCAAAUCAACCUGGACAAGAGCGGGCCAACACAGCCCGGAAGCGAGGACCGAUACCCCGGCUUGGGAAUGCCGAUCUCCAAGCAUGCGGGACAACGAGGCGACUUUAUCAUCAAGUACAAGGUCAACUUCCCAUCGAGCCUGACCCCGGCGCAGAAGCAAACGUUGCGAGAGAUUCUAUGA